Oikopleura dioica is the source of this 1809-nucleotide messenger RNA. Lineage: Eukaryota; Metazoa; Chordata; Appendicularia; Copelata; Oikopleuridae. The record is from the annotation of a GenBank genome assembly.
AUGUCGAAGUGUUUCUGUGGUUUAUUUCAAAAGAAAAAGCCUUCAAAGCCUUUGGAACUGAAGAUAGCGAAGCCAUUCAACAACGAGCUUGGAGGAACUGAAACAGAUGGAAUCGAGGAAGGUGAAUUCCAGGAUCCAGUCGACUGGUUGGUCGAUGAAAAUCGAAAAGAGCACCGAACAGACAUGUACGAGCAGAAAAACCUGAUCGUGCGGCGCGCUGGAGUGAUAAAACUCAAGGUUACGUUCACGCGUGAGUUCAACUCGGCUGGAGAUACGCUCAGGCUCGAGUUUUCAACUGGCAAAGCUCCAGCUAUUCAAUACGGCACAAUGGCCAUUGUCGAUUGCAAGGAAGAUGGAAAAUUGGAUAAACUCGGCUGGACAGGAACGCUUGAAGUGAAGGAUGAAACGAUUGAGGUCGAAGUCAAUGUUCCUCCGACAGCAGCUAUUGGAAAGUACUCCGUCAAGUUAUCAUUGAGAAGCCUUCUAGUGGACGACUCCAUCAGCAUUUCUUCUUCUUCCCAGCCAAAUAUUUAUAUCAUCGCUAAUCCCAUGUCUGAACUGGACGGAUGCCACUUUGACAAGCCCCGGGUCGGUCUAUUCAACAACAGCGACGAAUUCCUGGAUGAAUAUGUCUUUAACGACGUCGGCGCAAUCUGGAGAGGGAGUGUUCACAAUUUCGGUCCUAAGAAAUGGAUCUACGGGCAAUUUCAAGAGCCAGUUCUUGAUCUUGUUUGCUAUCUUCUUGCGAAUGAUCAUCGAACAGCAAAGGCGUCUGGUGGAAGUUGGCUUAGAGACCUGAUCAAAAUCGUGCGAUUGCUGAGCUCAAAUGCUAAUUCAUGCAACUUUGAUGGUGUUCUUCAAGGCAACUGGUCGGGCGAGUACGAUGGUGGAAAAGCACCAACGGCUUGGAAUGGAUCGGUCAACAUUUGCAAGCAAUACGUCGAGAAUGGAUACAGACCGGUUAAAUAUGGACAGUGCUGGGUCUUCUCUGGACUUUUGACGACUCUUCUUAGAGCAGUUGGGAUUCCAGCAAGGUCUGUUACCAAUUUUGCUUCUGCCCACGAUGGGGAUGACACGAUGACGAUUGAUGUCUUCAUCGAUGAAUCCGGCAAGGAUUUGAAGUGGAGCUCUGACUCCGUCUGGAACUUUCACGUCUGGAACGAGUGCUGGCUUCAGCGACCAGACAUCCCGAAAAGCAUGGGCUACGACGGCUGGCAAGCAGUAGACGCAACGCCGCAAGAAGAAUCAAACGGUGUCAGUCAGUGUGGCCCUGCGCCAGUAAAGGCUGUGAGAGAAGGACAAGCGUUUGUGAAUUAUGACACGAAGUUCCUCUUUGGCGAGGUCAAUGCGGAUAGAUGUACUUGGAUGACGAAUAAAUUUGGCGAAAUUAUUGAACUGACUGAAAGAAGAACAAACGCAGUUGGCUUCAAUAUUUCGACGAAAGCGGAAGGAAGAGAUAAUUUCGCAAGAAAGGAUUUGACUGAUCAAUACAAAUUCAGGGAAGGAUCAGAAGAAGAACGAGAGUCCUUCGAGCGCGCAGUCACUUUUGGCGGAAAUUACAGUCGAGACAUGACAGAUCACAUGAUGAAGAACUACUCGAUUAUUCAACGAGAACUUUUGAAUAAGAGUCGUUCGACUUUGAAAUUGGAAAUCAUUACGAGAGAAUUUUCAAUCGGUGACGAUCUUGAAAUCAAGCUUUUGGUCACUUCUGCUGAUAGCAAUGUCAUCGAAUUUGUCGAGGAGCCUGAAUUAACUCUCUAUUCUACCUACUACAGUUUUGGUUCAACAAAAAAUCAGUUUUGCUUAUAA